GUGAAUCACCCGUCACUAUCUGAAACCCGUGCAACCCGACUCUUAAGUCUCGCGGAAGACAUGCAAAUAUGAGCAGAAACUUUACACACGGAACAGCGCUGUUAGGUUCCAGUGGAUAGGUUCAUUUUUGUCUGUUUGAAGUCGAGUCUGACCCUCACGUGACCCUUAGGGAAAACACACGAACUCUGCAAAUUAAACGAAGAGAAAAGAAGAGGGGGUAAAAAAAAUGCCGCAGGACGCAGCGGAACGCGCGACUUUGUGUAACUUUAUUUCCAGCGCGCGCCGCUCAGAUGUUGACACAUCGACGUCUUGAGGCUUAACGACUUCCUAUAGAGUCGCGGUCGGUUGUGACCCUGUUGUCGGGCUGUAAUAGUGAACAGUGUGCAGCCGUGUGCAUGCAAAGUCGAGAGUCGACUUUGCUCCGGGUUGGAUCGGUUUUCUGCGUCACUCCGCUCCUGUCACCCGAACCUGAAGACAUAAACACGAGAAGAAGAAGAAGAAGAAGAAGAAGAAGGCGACAUUGCGGCGUUAACACAAAUCUUGCCUGAGGGAUGACAAACCGCUUAGCUGUUUACAGUUUAACUAGUUUGGAGAAGAGGAGAGCCGUCAAGGGAGGAAGUGCGAUUCAUGUUCUCUUCCCUCUUCUGCGUGGCAUGUGCAUACUGAGGCGCUCUGACGAAAGCAGUCAGACUUGUAGAACAGUGUUUUUUUUUGGUUCUUUUUCAGUUGGUGCGUACUGAUGAUCAUUUCUGCACACCCUUUUGUCAUUUUGCAAUCUCAACAUGAGCCUCUCUCCUCAUCAGAGAGGGAACGUUAGUAACCUGGGCAAGCAGAGUGUUGAAGGCAUCGAGGAACUGGCGCAGCAUUCGGGCGAGGUCUUCUACAACGCCGGCGGUGUGCCGUUGGAGCAAACGAACAGCGGUGCCGGAGGAAGGACCGACCCCGGAUUUGAUCUCCAAAGCUCGGCUAUUUUUAAACCUGAGAAAGGCUAUCAACUCUGGGGUAAUUUUCAGCAAUCAGGUCCAGUGAAAUGGGUGUCUCAAGAGCCAGUGCACUCCUCCACUUGGUUUCCAGGCCUACCAAAUUCAACUAAAGUGCCCCAGAACUUUGGACCUUCUCUGAGUGGAAUGGAGGAUGCACGAGGACAUCAAGCUUUACCCAAGGCCAAUCACGAUAUGGACACCUUGCAGCAAGAGAAAAUGUCUGCAGGCUCCUCUGUGCCCUAUUCCGAACCAACGCAAGCUCUAGUAUCCGGAAUGGAAUGGGACUCUCAUAACAUGGCAGCCAUGCAUCAUUCCCAGUUCCAGGCUCACCAUCAGGGCCACAAACCAGGAGACCCACAGUACCAGCCUCACACCAUGCGCCACUCCAUGCCCGACUCUACUCUACAACCCUUCCAGGUGGCGUUUGGACCCAACAAGCAACUUCAGACCUCAGGAUUCUUUCAGGCUUUCCCAGGAAACAGUGCACCACAGAAUUUGGGUUACAGCGAACCACAAAAAUCACAGCAGCAGCUCUUGCAUUUAAGACAGCAGCAGCAGCAAAUGCAGCAAAUGUUGCAACAGCAACAACAACAACAACAACAACAACAGCAACAACAACGACUGCUCCAAAUUCAACAGCAAUACCACCAUCAGCAGAAAAUGCCGGAACAGCUGCAGCAGAUGCAGCAGCAGCAUCAACUGCACCAGCUGCAAAACAUGCUGCAACCAGAAUCAUGUCCUACGCAACCAGUUCAGCAAGACCAACGACUGGCCAGACCACCCAAGCAACCGGACAACAGUCAGGUCAAAGCAGGGCCUUGUACGUUGCCUCAACAAAGACAGGAUCCAAGUCCGCAGUCACCAAUGAACAAAGAUCCAGAUCUUGCUCAAGCACUUCAGGAGACUCAAGAAACCGAAGGCGAAGCCGAAGGCGAAGCUCUCCCUCGGCGCUCCAGAAGACUCUCAAAAGACGGCAUCUCCCCUCCAGGCAACCCCCCAGCCAAGGAACCGGCCCGUAACGGAGGCGUCGCCGGUGUUCCGGGACCCCCAGUAGGGGUUAUCCAUAGCACACAGAGAAGGAGGAGGACGUCCAAAGAGAUCAACCUCGAGACUCUGGCGCAGAAGGCUUCGGAGAUGGAGUUUUUGCCUGCAAAGCAUGAGGAGAGCAUGUAUAGCAGACAGACAGGGAUGCCUCCGCUGGUGAUCCCCGUGUCUGUACCUGUUCGGAGGAAUCAGGUCCCGAUAGAGCAGACGGGCGGCUGGACGCGUGAGCAGAGGCUUCCUCCAGAAAGUACGCAACAGUCCGAGCACAAGCCCUCUGUUAUCGUGACACGCCGCCGCUCAUUAAGGGCCUCUGACAGUUUCAAGCAGGAGGACGCGGCGGAGGACGGAAGAUCCCCGGACAAGAUAAAGCGCCGCCCGCGACCUGAGCCCCUGGUAAUCCCUCCACCCAGACCGUGCACGUUCAUCGUCCCUUCCGUCUACUCCAGCAUCUCGCCCUUCCAGAGCCACCUGCGCUCCCCUAUACGCCUGCUGGACAACCCUCUGUCUCUGCCACCGUACACUCCUCCUCCCAUCCUGUCACCUGUGCGCGAGGGCUCGGGACUUUACUUCUCCACCUUCCUGUCCUCAAUAGCAGCGGGAAGUCAGGGCUUGCCUCCACUGCCAACACCCAAAACCUCCUCCAGAAGCCUCCUGCGCUCAAGCAGUUCCGACAUCACUCCUCCGAUGCUCCCUCUGAUCGGAGAGGCCACACCUGUCAGCUUAGAACCGCGAAUAAACAUCGGCUGUCAUUACCAGGCAGAGAUUCCUGAGCUCCAGGAACACUCGCUGGUCGAACAGGAUCAGCACAAAGCUACUCUGGUGUGGCUCCCGCUGCCACAGGUGGAAUCUUCACCCUCCCAGGAUGAGACAGUGGAUAAUCUAAUGAACCUGGCCUGCUCCAGUGUGCUGUAUGGAGGAGGAACCAAUGUGGAGCUCAUGCACCACUGCCUUCAUGAGAACGGAGGUGACGUCAUGAAAACUCUGGAAGUGUUGUUGCUGAAGAAACCUAUUUUUCCCAAAGAUCACCACCUUGCCAGCUACCACUACGCGGGGUCAGACUGCUGGACUGUGGAUGAAAAGCGCUACUUCAAUAAAGGGAUCUCUGCUUACAGGAAGGACUUUUUUUUAGUGCAGAAAGUGGUGCAGAGUAAGACACUGGCACAGUGUGUGGAAUUUUAUUACACCUAUAAGAAACAGGUGAAGGUCGGGCGCAGCGGGAUGCUGAUCUACGGCGCGCCGGAUCCAGAAGACCGCGUCCCUGAGAUCCCGCAGAUUAAACAAGAGCAACCGGAAGCAGGAGAGGAGAGCAAACACAAGGUGGAGCACGAAGACACCGGUGCAGUUCACCUCCGCAAUGUGACGAAGACUCUUCAGGUCAGUGAGAACGAGGGGAGAGUCUUGGUGCUGAGCAACCCCAAGGUCGUCUCUUUGGAAGAGGUAACCGCCAUGAGGCAGGAAACACGGACUCCUCGUUUCUUUGCUCCAAAACCACGAGAGAAUUCAGGGAGGAGAAGCGCACCGUCAAAUGCCCCUAAGAGUCAAGGAGAACCUGAGGGCAUAUUUCCCUGCAAGAAGUGCACCAGGGUGUUCUACAAAGUAAAGAGUCGCAGCGCGCACAUGAAGAGCCACGCCGAGCAGGAGAAGAAAGCAGCGGCUCAGCGGCAGAGAGAAGAAGAGGAGCGGCUGGCGGCGAUGGCCAGGCUCAGAGCGGCAGAGACGGAGAGGUUUGAGGAUGAUAGCGAACCCGAGGAGUACAUGAUCGAGCCAGAGAACGAGCGAGACGAUGACUGGCGAUGAGAACGUUUUUUUUUGUUUGUUUUUUUUUUUUUGAAGGGACGCCACUUGUAUAGCCAAAUCUAUUCCAAAUCCAAUGGACUGUUUAUUACACAAUAACCAAAGGGAUGGCGUGAAUGUAAUAUUCGUUGUUUUCUUGUUUUUUAGGGUGUCGUGCGAUGUAAUACAUGGCCGUAAGAACGUAACACGAAUGAUGUGGGGUUUUUAUGUUUUUUUUUUCAUUAAGAAGUCUGAAUGUAGAUUGAACGCAGACUACAUGACCUCCGCUCACUGUUUUAUCAUUUCCCUACAACAGAGCAAAGUUUUUAGAGCAACUUUUGUAAUAAUUUUACAAAAGGGAAUAUUUUCUAUGGAUGUCUGAUUUAUAUAACUUUACAGCUAUUAUGUUAAAUAAUAAUAUGGGUUUUUUUUUUAAUGUAACGUUGAUUUUUUUUUUUUUUUUAAAAAGGAUUGUUCAGAUAAAUAAGAGAUUUUAAUCAAGGAAAUUGUAUCGUGUACAAUGGUGGUGUAUUAUCAGCUCAAGGACACACUAUUAUUUUUGAUCUUUAUUCCAGAAAACUAAGGGUAAUUUUCAAUCAGAUGUAUUUUGUAUAUGAAAUGUAUAAAUAGUAAAAAAAAAAAAUAUACAUUGA
Molecule: messenger RNA, 4453 nt
Organism: Ictalurus punctatus (channel catfish)
Lineage: Eukaryota; Metazoa; Chordata; Actinopteri; Siluriformes; Ictaluridae
Gene: mideasa
Product: mitotic deacetylase associated SANT domain protein a
Exons: 13
Coding region: 783-3824 (1013 amino acids)
Biological process (GO): regulation of transcription by RNA polymerase II; negative regulation of DNA-templated transcription
Cellular component (GO): histone deacetylase complex; transcription regulator complex
Molecular function (GO): transcription corepressor activity
Source: RefSeq, a predicted model, not a curated record